AUGUUUUUACAGUAAGUCUUGGUCUGUUUUCCUAAAGGUUUCAUAAUUUUACAGCCGUUUUUCGUAAACAAAGUUUGCGUAGUAAUGGCUGCUUUGAAAUUUUUAAUUUAAAGUUAUAAAAUUGAUUGUUCUGCAAAGCGAAGUACAGUAGAAUGUGAUUACAGUUACUGAGUAUAUAAGGUUUUUUGAGGAUUUUGAAAUAUUUUCAAAUAAAGUUUUUUUGAAAAGUUUUUAAAAAAUAAUUUUAACUGAUUUUAGAUACUUUUGAUCACAUAUAAUUCUUUUUUUAAUUUAUUUUUUAAUUUAAAUUUUUAAAUCUAUUAACUUAUCUUUCUAGAAAGCUAUGCAGAAGCACUUCAACGCCAUGCUCGAAACGUUUUCGUUCCAUGACUCCAACACCUCUCCCACCCAUCAUACUUGAUCCAGCCUUUCGUCUCAGAGAUAAUUCUGGAACGGUUCGAAUUGAAGUCGCUCAACCUCAUCACACCAAAGAUGUAGCUGAGUUUACGAGGAUUCAUUUUGCAAGACGUGAACCUAUGCUUCACUUUUGGGGUAGGUUUCCAAAGUUGUUGAAGAACUAACAUACUGUGGAACUCCUGUAUAAUGAAUGUCUUUAGGAGUUUAAAUUUUGCUCGUUAUAAAGGAGUUUCGUUAUACUGGAGUUUCUGUACUGUAUAUAAGCUUAAAAAAUAAUUUUUGAAAAGUUGAGUCUUAUGCUGUAAUCUUUUUCACCUUUUCCAAUUUUUAGGUGUAGAUCCAGAAACGAUGAUAGAGUCAUCACUUGGCGAGAUAAUAGAGUAUUCCCUAGAAACUCCAUUUUCAAUACUGGCAUAUUUUGACAAGAAAUUGGUUGGAGUUGCAUUGACUUCGCUAUAUGAAAUGCGCGACCGCAAAGACGAGCUUGAACUCAAAAUGCCAAUGGAUUUUGGGUCAGGUAGGACUUUUAUUUUUUUGUCAAUUCUUAUUAUUUUGUUCUUGAUUUACUCUGUUUAACAUGUCGGAUUAAUAAAUUUUUUGAAAAAUAGAGUCAAGCUUAAAAAAACUUACUUUUAAGAUAUCCACCGACUAAAAAUGUACUACGAAAACUACGAAGUAGCGGCAGUUUUGGCGCUUCUAAACUAUUUCAACGAAGUUGCACCGAACUUCUUGCCAGUCGCUGGAGGUUACGUUGGCCAAGGGCAUCUGAGCGUGGUCGACAGUCAGUUUGAAGGGUAAACUUUACUUUGGUUAAGCAAUUUCGAAGAUUUUUAUUUUUUGAAAAUUUAUCGUAUUUUAGACUGAAAUUUUGAAUAAUUUAAAGCGUGGUACUAGUUUUACUUGUUAUCUUUAGUAACAGUUAUUUUUCAAAUUUUAAAUUUUAAAACCUUUAAAAUGAUUUAUUAGUUUUAGAAAUGGAAUCUACUCCAAGCUAGUUGUAGCAGCAGCCAAACAAAUGGCCAAACACAAAAUCUCCCACUACUUUGGCAUCAACACUUCCGUCGACAGUCUGCAUGCAGCGUUAAUGCUCGGCUUCGAAGAAGCCUACUCGUUUCCCUUUUCUGCAGCUUUAAUUCACGGCAAACCAAUGUUUCCGGGUGGUGUAAUGGUGGAUGGAGGCAAGAAGAUCUCCAUAUUGAUUGGCGACAACGAACGCAUCGCCGGCUUGAAACAACAACGACAAAAUCAACGUCAACGAAUCUAA
Molecule: messenger RNA, 1681 nt
Organism: Bursaphelenchus okinawaensis
Lineage: Eukaryota; Metazoa; Nematoda; Chromadorea; Rhabditida; Aphelenchoididae
Source: the annotation of a GenBank genome assembly